GAAGGGACCAGCCUGACCACGCUCUGCACUGGGAGGGUUUUCUGGGUUGAAGGACAGUCUGCAGAGGGCUCCUGCAGCAGGAGGUGGGAGGCCCAGGACCACCAUGAGCAGUUGCCUCUGGCAGGACGAGGGGCUCCCAGGCAAGGCCAUGGCCCUCCCACAGCUCCUCUGGAUGUGGCUGCUGGUCACAGGGACUCAAGGUGUGAAAGAUGGUGACAUGCGGCUGGCCAAUGGGGACACCGCCAAUGAGGGCCGCGUGGAGAUCUUCUACAGAGGCCAGUGGGGGACAGUGUGUGACAACCUGUGGGACCUGACAGACGCCAACGUUGUCUGCCGGGCCCUGGGCUUUGAGAACGCCACUGAGGCUCUGGGCAGAGCCGCCUUUGGGCCAGGAACGGGCCCUAUUAUGUUGGACGAGGUACAGUGCACAGGGACAGAGCCCUCGCUGGCCAACUGCAAAUCCCUGGGCUGGCUGAAGAGCAACUGCAGGCACGAGAGGGACGCUGGCGUGAUCUGCACCAACGAAACCAGAGGCGUCUACACCCUUGACCUGUCCAGCGCGCUCCCCGUGGCUCUGGAGCAGAUCUUCGACAGCCAGAGGGGCUGCGACCUGUCCAUCAGGGUGAAGGCAAAGGAGGAGGAAGACCUGGGCCUCUGUGCCCACAAGCUGAUCCUGUCUGCCAACCCCGAGGCCCAGGCCCUGUGGAGGGAGCCGGGCAGCGCAGUCACCAUGGAGGUGGAUGCCGAGUGUGUGCCUGUCGUCAGAGACUUCAUCAGGUACUUGUACUCCCGCAGGAUCGACAUCUCCCUGUCCUCCGUGAAGUGCUUGCACAAGCUCGCCUCUGCCUACGGGGCCGAGCAGCUGCAGAGCUACUGCGGGCGCCUCUUUGCCAUCCUCCUCCCCCAGGACCCCUCUUUCCAGACGCCCCUGGACCUCUACGCCUAUGCGCUGGCCACCCAGGACCCCGUGCUGGAGGAGGUCUGCGUACAGUUCCUGGCCUGGAACUUCGAGGCCCUGACACAGGCCGAGGCCUGGUUGAGCGUCCCCGAGGCCCUGCUCCAAGUGCUGCUCUCCAGGAGCGAGCUGGCCGUGCCCAGCGAGCUGGCCCUGCUGACGGCCGUGGACGUCUGGAGCCGGGAGAAGCGCGCCUCCCGCGACGAGGUAGCAGGCUUGGUGGAGAAGGUCCGCUUCCCCAUGAUGCUGCCCCAGGACCUCUUCGAGCUGCGGUUUAACCUGUCCCUGUACUGGAGUCAUGAGGCGCUCUUCCAGGAGAAGAUUCUGCAGGCCCUGGAGUUCCACACCGUGCCCUUCCGGCUGCUGGCCCAGUACAGAAGCCUGAACCUCACCGAGGACGCCUACAAGCCCCGGCUUUACACCUCACCCACCUGGAGUGCCUCCAUCACGGGCAGUCCCCCAAAGUCCUCCUGCUAUAGGUGUGAGCCCUACCGGUCCUUCCAGACCCCACAGCACCCCAGCUUCCUCUUCCGGGACAGGCUCGUGUCCUGGUCUCUUGUCUACCUGCCCACCGUCCAGAGCUGCUGGAACUACGGGUUCUCCUGCUCCUCUGAUGAGCCCCCCAUCCUAGGCCUCUCCAAGUCUGACUACUCGGAUCCCACCAUUGGCUACGAAAAUAAAGCGCUGAUGCUCUGUGGGGGGCGUUUCGUGGCUCACGUCACCGAUUUCAAGGGCUCGAAGGCCAUGGUCCCCAGCGCCCUGGGCACCAACAGUUCCAGGAUUGCUUCCUUCUUCCCUUGCCCAGCAGGGUCCUUCAGCUACUUCCAGGCGGUCAUCCGCCCAUUCUACCUGACCAACUCCUCUGCCGUGGACUAGACAGGAGGCCGGGGGAGCCGAGGGGGCGGGAGCACAGAGAAGCUGGGCGCCUCCCGGGGUGCCCAAGCUGAGCCUUCCCCAUCCUUCCUUCCUCUGCAGCCACCUCCAGCAACUGCCACCAGAUGUCCCCCCUGCUCCCAGUGAGCUUGCUGAGCUUAGAGAAAUUACUGGAAGGUUUCCACUAGUGCGCACCAUGGGUGCUGAGAAUUCCUGUUCUCCUGCUGCCUGGCUGGUGGGUCGAGAAGCGACAGGCAGGAGCACGGCACUGCGGGACUAUCCACGCUGCCUUUCACUGUCUCGAUCCUCUGUUGUCCUUUGUCUGAGAGCAUUAAAGUUGCAUUGUGGUUCCCA
Molecule: messenger RNA, 2182 nt
Organism: Diceros bicornis minor
Lineage: Eukaryota; Metazoa; Chordata; Mammalia; Perissodactyla; Rhinocerotidae
Gene: LGALS3BP
Product: galectin 3 binding protein
Exons: 6
Coding region: 104-1831 (575 amino acids)
Cellular component (GO): membrane; extracellular matrix
Molecular function (GO): protein binding
Source: RefSeq, a predicted model, not a curated record